This is a messenger RNA of Micropterus dolomieu (smallmouth bass), 3992 nucleotides long. RefSeq names its product basal cell adhesion molecule (Lutheran blood group) (gene bcam). Lineage: Eukaryota; Metazoa; Chordata; Actinopteri; Centrarchiformes; Centrarchidae. The coding region runs from base 126 to 1946 and encodes 606 amino acids. The transcript is spliced from 16 exons. Gene Ontology annotation, cellular component: plasma membrane. The record is from RefSeq and is a predicted model, not a curated record.
GCAGAGAGAGAGGGAGAGAGAGGGAGAGAAGUCCAGAACGCUGUGGAGCAUUGAAAGAAGACUUGCUGCUGCCAGAUUUCCACUCUCUAGCUACUUUUCCUUGAAUAAAAGUUAGAAAAGCGACCAUGGACGGGAUAACAUUUGGACGCACGUCGCUCUUGUGCACCUUGCUGCUCUGGGCAUUUAAAGUAUGUAGUGGGGCUGUGAGUGUGGAGGUGACUCCUAAAGUGGAGGUGUUAAAAGGAGAGACUGCCAAACUGCCCUGCAAAUACACAGUCUCACAACCAUCAAGCAACACUGUUGUUGAAUGGUUCAUUGAGGAGCAGGGAACCAGAAAGCGUGUAGCCUUCCGCUCCCAGGAUGGCAAGGGAAAAAGCGAUGACGGCACCCCUGUGAGUGAGCGGGUCACUAUUGGAGAGGACUUCGCCUUGACCAUCUCCUCGGUUCGACCCUCCGACGAGCUCGCCUUCUACUGCCAGGUUACCGCUGGCCCCGCUGGCGUUGGAGAUGCCAUCACUAUGCUCAAAGUCUUCUUUGCUCCAGAGAAGCCAGAACUCACAAGGCCUGCAAGUCAAGCCAUUUCUGCAGGACAGUCUACCAGCUCUGAGAUUGGUACCUGUGUGACGAUGAACGGACAUCCUCAGCCAAGAAUUAUCUGGUUCAAAGAUGAACAGCCCUUACCUGAGGUCAAGGACAGAAAGGAGAAGACCUACAUGAUUCCCUCGGUGGUGAAGGAGGCGUCCGGUCUCUACACUAUCAAGAGCACCCUGUAUAUGCAGCCCACAAAGGCAGACAAGGACUCUGUGUUCCACUGCACUGUGGAGUACUUUAUGCCAGGAGACCAGUUUAUAAAGAAGGACUCCGACACCAUCACCAUCAACCUCAACUAUCCAUCUGAGAAGGCAACAUUUUCCCUUCUCAACACUGAUCCAGUCAAAGAGGGCGACGAUGUUACCAUGAAGUGUGAGACUGACGGAAACCCUCAGCCUGAGUUUGACUUUUCCAAAGAUGGAAAAACUAUCAUUGGCCAGAGUGGUCUCCUGGUGCUGAAAUCUGUAAAUCGCACAGAUGGUGGUGUGUAUAAGUGCUCAGCCAUGGAUUUUGAUAACAUGGAAGCUGACCUGAGUGGAACAAUCAACCUCGCUGUCCACUACAUCGACCCAGUGAGCGUGAUCCCUGUCCAGCCUCAAGUUGUCAUGCUUGGAGACAAGGUGGAGUGGCAGUGUAAGACUAAGGGCUCUGCUACGCAUACUGUUCAGUGGAAAAAGGGCUCUGAGGUGCUCUCUCAGGACGGCACGCUGUCAAUACAAGAUGUUUCCUAUGAUAACGCUGGAGAGUAUAUGUGUGUUGGAGCCAUGCCAUCUGUGCCAGGACUGACUGCCUGGGCUAGUGUAAACCUCACUGUCAAAGGAAAGCCAAUGAUAGAAACUCCCGCAGUUGCAGCUGUGGGGAAGGAAGGAGACAUGGUGACUCUGAAGUGCUUGGCCUACGGCUCUCCUGCCCCUCAGUUCACCUGGAAGCCCUCAGGAAAAGAGUCCGUGUCAGUGGAAGGUAGCAAGGUGGUGAGCACUGUAACCCUGCAAGCCACAGCCAAGGUCAUGAAGGACGGGGUGACCUGCGAGGUUUCCAACGAGCAUGGAACAGAUAGCAAGACCUUCGAGAUAUCUCUCAAAAGAGCAAUUAACAACUCGGCCGACAGAGCUGACAAGCAGCAGGGAGGCUCCAGCGGGGUGGUGAUAGCUGUGGUGGUGUGUGUUCUGCUGCUCCUGCUACUGGUGGCCCUCUUCUACUUCCUGAGCAAAAAGAGCAAGCUGCCCUGCAGCAAGAAGGACAAAAAGGAAGUGGCCAGUGGAGAGGUAAACAACGACAUUGUGGUGGAGAUGAAGACAGACAAGGCCAACGAAGAAGCAGGUCUCCUCAACAAGAGACCGACCACAGACCAGUGAUGAAACAAGACAAUAAAAGUAACCGACAGAGGCGUGAAGGGAUGGAGGAGAACAGUUGUGAAAAUAACAGGGCUCAUUUUCAUUCACUACACUAGACUGAGGGGAACAACAAGAGGUGGAGCGUGGAAAUUGGUUUGUUUUGGAGACCUCGGGAUGGUCACCAUGUUUGGUACUGGUUAAGCUUGUUUUAUAACCUGGUGUAGACCUUUUGGAUGGCGUUUCUGCCCUUAAAGAUUAAACUCCAUCCAUCUCUGCUACCACAGGUUUAAAACCACACAUGCAUGCACUGGAUGACAUUAUUAUCAUGGCUUCUUUUGAUCCUAACUCCUUAUUCACCAAUCACGUCUUUGGUUGACUCCUCUGCAGACUAGAGCGUGAGGCGUGGCUGACACAAUCUAAACACAGUGGCAGAAUCUUUCUUAUCUACCCCAAAUGAAACUAAAAAUGCCAUUAAGCUGCUGUGAGUUUUUGGAGUGUGUGUCUGCCUGCAAGUGUAACACUGAACGCUUGUUCUGCCUUGGAGUCUGCACUUAAAUUCGGUACUCUCUGCUGGGUACAUGGGGAAAAAUAAUUACAAGCAGCCAUUCUGUUUUAUUCACCUCAAUAACAAGUGAUGAUUUACGCUCACAACAUUUAAUCCCUAAGCACGGUUUGGCACACAUUGCUGUAACAUUUCCGCUCAAAGAAGCUCUGCUUAAGUGCUGUUUGUUUAAUUGCAUUUUUGCCACCUGUCAAUGUUUUUUUUCCAGUAUCCCUAAUUAGCUUUCCAUAGAAACAGCCAGCAUUUAAUAACGCCAAUCCUUUCUCUAAAAUUGCUUGCCUUUUUAAAUCCUGCUAAAAAGCCACCAAACAAGCAAGCUAUUAGGCUGUACAAAUUUGUUCUUGCCAUUUCCAGCAUACUUGUAUAUUAUAUUAGUACAUCAGUUGCUCACUUGUUUUCCUUUGCUCUCUUGUUCUCUUCUCUGUAAUUUUAUAUACUGAUUACCCUAUCUAUCAAGCAGGAGGUGUACUGUGCAUGAUGGGGAGCUCAAAGUGUCUGUGGUUACUAAGCUGCUGGCCUGGGACCGUAAUUGCUACCAUUUCUUACAGAGUCUUUCACAGCCUUUAAAUCCUCUGCUCUGAGAUGAAACCAUUCUCAUAAGCACAGCACACAGCGGUUCCGCUCAGAAAGCCCAAUUAUCAUCAGUUGUCACUGUAAAAUUAAUAUGUGAAAUGAGUAUGGUGAAAUGGUUGACAAUCUUACAACUGCGGUCUGCUGUGUUACAGUUUUCCCAUGACAACAAAAUGGGACUUUCAGGGGCCGCGCCGCAGUGGUCGCAGAUUCACCUGUUAGGAGAAAUCAACAGCACAGGUUCACUGUAGUUUGAUAAAAGCACGGAAGGGAAGGUGUGGGAGGGAUUGGGGUUAUUGCAGGAUUUAUCUUUUUAUUUUUGCCAAAUGAAAAUGUUUGUGUCACAGCAGUGUGUUUAGGUACGCAAUACUGGCAUUUCUGUUUCUCCCCUACACUGUUGGCAGGCCAGAAAAGUUUGAUAGCGGGUUGACGUGCCCUUUUACUUUGUUUUACACUGGAACCAAUGGCCUUCAUUUUUUUAAAAGGUCACCUCAAACCAAUAUCUUUGCCCACAAGGCUUAUUUUAUUUUUUUCUGUCUAUCUACUGAUCUUGCCAUUUUGACUGUUAGCAACCCUGUGAUGGCAGGUGAAGAUAGAUAAGUGAACUUUGAGCAUCAUUUGUUGAUUUUAAUGUUUUAUAUAAAAAAUAUUGUGGUAUAAAAGUUGUUUUUUAGCGAGGGGAUUUUUAAUUUUGGAACUACUGAGUUUUAAUUUUCCCAUGCUUUUUCACUUGCUCUGAAAGAGAGGACUUUUGUUUUUAAAUUUCAGAUUCUUUUUUAUAAGAUAUUUUCAGUGCUCUCUCUCUGUACUGUAUACUGUAUAUUUUGUGGUAAGCUGUUGUGACCUCUGUGGUGUGUUGAUGUAUCCUUUUAUUUUGUUCCAGCUGUGUAGAAUUUAUUAUGAAAAAAACUCAAGAAAAACCAAUCACAACCCUA